Auanema sp. JU1783 is the source of this 468-nucleotide messenger RNA. The record is from the annotation of a GenBank genome assembly. NCBI's taxonomy places the organism in Eukaryota, Metazoa, Nematoda, Chromadorea, Rhabditida, Rhabditidae.
AUGGCAGCGAGCAGAGGGUUUUCGCUUCAAAUAGAGAUAAGGGAAAGUAGUACCGAACAACCUAUUGCUUUCAAAGUGGACGGUGAACGAUUUGACGGAGGAAAUCGUACGUUGAAGUUCUCAGUCAAUACCACGUAUAAGAUAAAUUUGAUUUUCAAACCAGCAGUAGAAAUAAACUCAUUCAAUCUUGGAGGUUCAUUACUUGAACUGGAUUCAACAAAUUCGAACUAUGGACAGUAUACAGCAGUUUGGAACUCAAGUGGGGUGAACUGUUGUAAGAAAGGUUGUCGAGAGAACAUAAAUCUGAUACUACAAGGACCUGAUGGAGUUUUGAAAAAACAACUUCAAUGUAAAUUCUACAGAAAGGAAGACACCCAUGUCAGCUGGGGAUCAAAGCUGAAUUCAAUGGAUUGGACGUGUGCCAUUAUUGAUUCUAGUAUUUCCGUAGUUGACGAGACUUUCAAAUAG